AUGUAUCUCAACAUCAUCACCUCCCUUGUCCUCCUCGGCAGUAUUGCCACAGCGGCUCCAACUUCGGACCAAUCUCUCAACCUUCAGAAACGCGCAACGCGCCCUGAUGUCACGGUCGGGAUUUUCACGGAUCAAUAUUGCGAAGACUCCACUGGAACCUUUAUCGACAACAAGCCCAAGUGUAUCAACCUGGAUAACUUUAGCGUCGACAUUCUUGCUAUCAAUGCUGAUGUUGAUGGCACGAUCUUGGGUGAUCGUUGCAGUUGGGAGGUCUGGGCGUACCCUAACCUCGAUUGCGACAGCGAUGACAACAGCAGUGGAGCCGGUAAACUUUCUCCUUACGGAACGUGCAGACACUUGACCGGUCUUCCUACAAAACCUAUCAAGAGCGUUGGGGUGUAUGAAUUUGGCCCAUUUAUUAACCCUAAUGCUAAGUCCCAGCAAUAUUACCCUAGUAGCUAA
Molecule: messenger RNA, 462 nt
Organism: Fusarium venenatum
Lineage: Eukaryota; Fungi; Ascomycota; Sordariomycetes; Hypocreales; Nectriaceae
Source: RefSeq, a predicted model, not a curated record